This is a messenger RNA of Tupaia belangeri chinensis (Chinese tree shrew), 2288 nucleotides long. RefSeq names its product C-C chemokine receptor type 7. The transcript is spliced from 4 exons. Bases 338 to 1468 code for a protein of 376 amino acids. Lineage: Eukaryota; Metazoa; Chordata; Mammalia; Scandentia; Tupaiidae. The record is from RefSeq and is a predicted model, not a curated record. Gene Ontology annotation, cellular component: external side of plasma membrane; membrane. Gene Ontology annotation, molecular function: chemokine (C-C motif) ligand 19 binding; C-C motif chemokine 19 receptor activity; chemokine (C-C motif) ligand 21 binding. Gene Ontology annotation, biological process: positive regulation of cytosolic calcium ion concentration; cell chemotaxis; inflammatory response.
GGGUAGGUGAGACAGAGGCACAGCCUUCCUGUGGUUGCAGCGCCCAGAGAGUGCCAUGGACCUGGCGAGUGCACGCGCCCUAUAGCAAAAACCUCUCAAAAAAAAAAGAAUUGAAAAUCCCAACAAAGAAGAGCAAGAGGCCCAGGGUGUGGCAGAGAUGGCAAACUCUUCUACCAUCGGAGGCCAACGAGAGGGAAGGGGCAUAAGACAUGGGGAGUGGAGGGACGUAGAGUAAGCCAGAGAGUACAUGCCCCACCUAAAGCCAUCCAAAUCCAGAGUUUGAAGGCUCCAAACAGCCAAGAAGAGCAUCCUGGGAACUCAGCCUGCAGCCUCACAGAUGGUCAGCUAUGAUAAAAGGAAACCAACGAAAAGCGUGCUGGUGGUGGCUCUCCUUGUCAUAUUCCAGGUAUGCCUGUGCCAAGAUGAGGUCACAGAUGAUUACACUGGAGAAAACACCACUGUGGACUACACCAUUUUUGAGACUGUGUGCUUCAAGCAGGAUGUGCGAAACUUCAAGGCCUGGUUCCUCCCAGUCAUGUAUAGCAUCAUUUGCUUCAUAGGCCUCAUGGGCAAUGGGCUGGUUGUGUUGACCUAUGUCUAUUUCAAGAGGCUCAAGACCAUGACUGAUACCUACCUACUCAACCUGGCCAUGGCAGACAUCCUCUUCCUCCUGACCCUUCCCUUCUGGGCCUACAGUGCAGCCAAGUCCUGGAUCUUUGGUGUCCACUUUUGCAAACUCAUCUUUGGCAUCUACAAGAUGAGCUUCUUCAGUGGCAUGCUCCUCCUUCUUUGCAUCAGCAUUGAUCGCUACGUGGCCAUUGUUCAGGCAGUCUCCGCUCACCGCCACCGUGCCCGUGUGCUUCUCAUCAGCAAACUCUCCUGUGUGGGCAUCUGGAUGCUGGCCAUGAUGCUGUCCAUCCCUGAGCUGCUGUACAGUGGCACCCAGAGGAGCAGCAAUGAGCAAGCAUUGCGAUGCUCACUUAUCACUGAGCGUGUGGAGGCCUUGAUCACCAUCCAGGUGGCCCAGAUGGUGAUAGGCUUUCUGGUCCCCCUGUUGGCCAUGAGCUUCUGCUACCUUGUCAUCAUCCGCACCCUGCUCCAAGCACGCAACUUUGAGCGCAACAAGGCUAUCAAGGUGAUUAUUGCUGUGGUUGUCGUCUUCAUAGUCUUCCAGCUGCCCUACAAUGGGGUGGUCCUGGCCCAGACUGUGAGCAACAGCACCUGUGAGCUCAGCAAGCAGCUCAACAUCGCCUACGAUGUCACCUACAGCCUGGCCUGUGUUCGCUGCUGCAUCAACCCUUUCUUGUAUGCCUUCAUUGGGGUCAAGUUUCGCAAUGACCUCUUCAAACUCUUUAAGGACUUGGGCUGCCUCAGCCAGGAGAGGCUCCGGCAAUGGUCUUCCUGCAGGCACACCGGGCGUUCCUCAAUGAGUGUGGAGGCUGAGACCACCACCACCUUUUCCCCAUAGGCAACUCCUCUGCCUGGACUAGAAGGACCUCUUCCCAGGCCCCUGAGGUGAAAACAGGGAGCAGAUACAAUGACUCUGGACCCACCCAAAAGCUGCUGAGGGAAAAGCAGUUCUGGCCAUUAAGGUUGAUCUCCGUGUGAAAACCCAUGCCCCAGAAGAAGCUUAACCCCAACCCUAGCUACCUCGACCAAGGUUAAAAGAGAUGUGGCUAAUAAGCUAAUGCCAGAACUGGCAACUCUCCCUAACCAAGGCUGUAUCCCCAAACCUAAAACCAAAAGUGAAAGUCAAGAAACCACUCACAGCUGCUGGAGUGGAGACAGAUUGGUGAGAGCUAGGGUAGUGGAAGUGGGCUGGUUCCCCUGAAUGAACCUUCUUCUGGCCUGUAAGACAGUCAUCCCAGAGCUUUGAGGACUGUCAAGGACUGAGGUCAAUUCUUCCAGAAAACCAAGUCUUGUCUCCAAGAUCAGAGAUGGUAGAGAGACUUCUUGGCUUGGCAGGGAAAUAGGGAUUUCAGUAACUCUGAAUUCCUCCUUCUAUCUCCCCUUUUUCAUUGUCAUCCAACUCAGCAAGAAAUGACAGCCUCCAGGCUGCCCCAAGCGUGUACUUGUCCCCUUGCUGUCAUCUCUCCUUAGGCUUUGCUCUCCCAGGCCCCUGACAGGGAAGGAUGUGGUGUUUCCUGCAAGCCAAACCAGCUGCCUCAAUCUGAACAAAGCCAUGUCCCCAACCAGGGCUGUGCAGUGAGGAUGACAUGCAUUCAGGUCUUGGCUUUACUAGCAUGGGAGGAGAGGACAGGGAGGAGGUUAGGGGAUGGGUGGGGGUG